AUGAUGGAUACCAACGUCUUGAGAAGACACUUCCGUCAAAAGCGCACAUUGGCCUCGAAGCCUUGCCUGCUACUCCGUGCAGAAGUGAUCAGGACUCCUGCCAUGACCGACCGUCUGCGCCCGCGUUGUUCAAGUGGCAAGCGACGACGGUGCAGAGCUAGUUACAAAGACCAACUUGUUCGUACAGCACGACUGGUCUGUGCCGACGCGGCCGAGGGCGCCGGCCCCGGGAGUUUUUUUCUUCUUCGGAGCGGGCCGCUUUGGCCCGUCGCAGCGGACUUCAGGGAGCUGCGUAUGUCCAUGGACCCCGGCAAUGUCAGCGGAAUCAGAGUCAAGCAUGACUGUGGCACGGCCGGCCUCCUGCUGGCUGUUGCCCGCGACGCACGCGCCUUGGUUGAGAACCAUAACGAGAGGGCUAGGGCCUGA
Colletotrichum navitas is the source of this 426-nucleotide messenger RNA. RefSeq lists its product as uncharacterized. Lineage: Eukaryota; Fungi; Ascomycota; Sordariomycetes; Glomerellales; Glomerellaceae. The record is from RefSeq and is a predicted model, not a curated record. Bases 1 to 426 code for a protein of 141 amino acids. The transcript has 3 exons.